AUGAAUUUCCUCAGAAAGAGGAAAUCUUCCUCCAACUACUCGGACGAUGAUGAUGAUGACUUGUUAAACCAAUCACAAAUUCACAAAUCUAGGAAGCCUCCAAACACAGCGUUUAGGCAGCAGAGACUAAAAGCAUGGCAGCCCAUAUUGACACCCAAGUCUGUGAUUCCAUUCUUGAUACUCUUGGCUAUCAUAUUUGCUCCUUUAGGGAUUGCUAUAAUAUACACCACUUAUAAUGUGCAGGAGUUAAAUGUUGACUAUUCGCACUGUGGUUUGCAAAAUGAUACGUUUAGCAGUAUACCUCAUAAAUAUACUGGUUACCACUUUAAGGAUAACGUUAAGCCGGACUUUAAGUGGAGAGCCGAGAAUGUUACAAACAAUGGAGAUACAGUAACACGUUGUUAUAUCCAGUUUAGUAUUCCAGACUUGAAGCCGCCGUUAUUUCUUUACUACAAGUUGACCAAUUUUUUUCAAAAUCAUCGAAAAUAUGUCGAGAGUUAUGAUUUGGAACAGCUAGGUGGAAGGAAUCUAUCGAGUGAUGAUACAACCGAUAAUUGUAAGCCAUUAAAGCAUAGGCAGUAUAACGGUGAGCAGAGGCUUAUUUACCCUUGUGGCUUGAUUGCAAACUCCUUUUUUAACGAUACUAUAGGUCUGCCAGUUUUGUUAAACGCGCGUAAUGGCGAAGACAACCAGACGUAUGUGUUUGCAGACACGGAUAUUGCUUGGCCUUCAGAUAGAAACCACAAAUUCAAGAAAACUACUUACAAGCCUGAGGAUGUGGUACCGCCUCCUAAUUGGGACAAGAUGUUUCCCGAGGGAUACAAUAGCACAAACAUGCCCGAUCUUCAAACAUGGGAGCACUUGCAAAACUGGAUGAGAACUGCAGCUUUGCCCAAUUUUUACAAGUUGUAUGGAAAAAAUACCACCCUGGAGAUGGCUUCGGGUACAUACCAGGUCAGUAUUGAUUUAAACUACCCGGUAGAGAUAUUUGGAGGAACGAAAAGUAUAGUGAUAACAACAAACUCGAUUUUUGGUGGAAGAAAUGUGAGUUUAGGAGUGAUUUACAUGAUAGUCGCUGUUAUCUCUUUGGUUUUGGGAAUUGGUUUCCUAUUACAAGUUUUAAUCAAGCCCAGGAAGAUUGGAGAUCACAAUUAUCUCCAUGAUGGAGAGAUUAAUAAUUAUAGAGAUCACCUUUAG
Lodderomyces oxycetoniae is the source of this 1197-nucleotide messenger RNA. It is a transcript of the gene CDC50, whose product is annotated as aminophospholipid translocase regulatory protein. The record is from RefSeq and is a predicted model, not a curated record. The transcript has a single exon. Bases 1 to 1197 code for a protein of 398 amino acids. Gene Ontology annotation, cellular component: Golgi apparatus; plasma membrane; endoplasmic reticulum. Lineage: Eukaryota; Fungi; Ascomycota; Pichiomycetes; Serinales; Debaryomycetaceae.